Molecule: messenger RNA, 1621 nt
Organism: Ceratosolen solmsi marchali
Lineage: Eukaryota; Metazoa; Arthropoda; Insecta; Hymenoptera; Agaonidae
Exons: 5
Coding region: 35-1516 (493 amino acids)
Source: RefSeq, a predicted model, not a curated record
ACCAUUAUCAAAUUUAAGAGAAGAUCAAAAUUUUAUGAAAAUACUUUCGAUUGUCAACAAACAAGUCAUGCAUUUAGAUUCAGGUCAAGUUAUAAAUUUAAUUAAAAUGUUUCAUUUGAUGGAGGUUCCUAGUUCAUCAAUUAUUAUGCAAUCUCUUAUACAGUCGAUUAGACUUUCUAUAAAUUUUUUAAAUUUGCAUGAAGUAUAUAUUUUAACAAGAUUAAUGAAUAAAAUGGAACCAACUCAUUUGAGUCAUGCAGUUAGAUUGGCUUUAAUAGAAAUGUUCAAAGUUCAAGUGCAUUUACAACUUAAUACAGAGAGAAUUCAAGAAUUAAAAUCAGCAUUAAUAUAUGCAACAACUUAUGUAAAUGACGAGUCAGUACUAGAAUUCAUAAUCGAAGCUAUAGAAAGUAAUAAAUCGCCAAUUGACCUUAAUAGCUCAGUAAUUUUGUUAUUAAGAUUAUUAAUAAUUUUACUCGACAAUUAUGGAGUCAUGACAAUUUUUAAUAAUUUAUGUAUACAAAUAUUAAAAGGGAACAAUGAAAGUUAUAAUUCUCGGUUGAUAGAUGCAAUUGUCAAUGUGAGUGUAGUUCAUAACUAUGGAUUACAGAAAUGGUUAACAAUAUUAAAUUUGUUAAAUAGAAUCAGACAUGUAAAUAUACAAUUAUUAGAGCAUUUAUUAAAUUACUUUUAUGAAAAUCCAUCAGUUUUUGCAAAAUUUCAUCCAACGAGUUGUUCGCUCAUCAUGUCAGGCCUAGCUCAUGCCAAUUAUAAACCAUUACAUUGGAAUGAACUUCAAAAUCUUUUAGUUAAUUAUGUAUGGGUACCUGAUAACACAUCGUUGUAUUCUUUUGUAAUUGAUUUAGCAGCACUAGAUUAUUAUAAUUCAAACAUAUUACAAAAAGUUUUUACCGAUUGUAGUACAACAAAAGUUUUAUCCGGAAAUUCUUGUAGGCUUUUAUACAGAUUAUAUCAUAGCGUUAAAGCAUUAUGUCCAAUAUAUUCUGGACCAUGGUUUUCAAAUGAGACAAUUCAUUUUCUUAAUAACUGGAAAAAUCAAAAAAGUCAUCAAUUGCUCAAGUCUACGCAUUUAAAUUUACCAAUACUUCCUGCAUUGGAGGAAUUUUUAGGCGGCUCUGUUUAUGUGAGAAAUAAUAUAAUAAUAAAUGAAUUAGAAGAACCUAUUGAUCAUUUAAUACUUUUACAAGAUGAACAUCCAAUUGAUAUGGAAUCUAUAUUAGUAAAUGACGCAUCAAAAUCUUUUUAUAACUUAGAAGAUUUUGUUAUUCCUUCUAAUAGUAAAAGGGUCGCAAUUGUAUUGAUAAAAUCUAAAACUCAAUCAAGAAAUUUGUUGACAUUACAACCAUUAGAUUUAUUACGAAUUAAAAUUUUAGAAGCAAUGUCAUUUAAAGUGAUACCCAUAUUUGAAAAUAUAUGGACAAAUAUGUCUGAUUAUAACAGAGUUUUGUAUCUACAAUCUUUGAUCAAAAUACAAAAAAAGGAAAUUUUGAGAUAAGUAAAUAUAAAGAAGAUAUGUAUUUGUUUUAUAUUAUUUUGUUCUAAAGGAAUUUGCAAUCUGGAUAGUCUAUUACGUUUGUCAGUCAAACCAAUUAAAAUACUU